This is a messenger RNA of Peromyscus californicus insignis, 2246 nucleotides long. It is a transcript of the gene Haus8, whose product is annotated as HAUS augmin like complex subunit 8. The coding region runs from base 934 to 1824 and encodes 296 amino acids. Lineage: Eukaryota; Metazoa; Chordata; Mammalia; Rodentia; Cricetidae. The transcript has 13 exons. The record is from RefSeq and is a predicted model, not a curated record.
CCGCUAGCAUUUAGCGCGCUCUCCGAGUGUGGCCGGAAGCCGGCGCCUCUGAGGAAAGACUUUAAUCCACGCCCUCUCACACCGCCCUUUCCUGGGCGAUCCCCACUAAGUGCCGGCUUGGCGCUCGCCGGGCACGCUGCGUGCCGAGCACACCCACCAGUCGCGACGCUACGCGGUCCUCCCUGCCUCCCUGCGGGCGGGGCCCUGAGAAGCCUGCCUUUGAGUGGAAGGCGGGAAAAUGGCGGACUCCUCGGAGCGGGGCGCGGGGGUCUCACUUUGUAGCCCUUGCUGCCACAGAACUCCCAAUGGAGACCAGGCUAGCCUCUAGCUCACAGAUCACAGAGAUCUGAAUGAAAAAGGAGGACAUGACUGCCCCAAGGAAUGGUCGACAACAAGGUUUAUUGUACAUGUGAGGGAAAGGACAGCCAGUGACAUCUGGAAGAAUCCAAACUGAACCUGACCAGCAGACUGAGAGGAGAGAGGGGUGUGGAGGGAGAGGAAGAGAGAAGGAGCAAAGAGAGCACCUGGAAACCAACAAACCAAAAAGCCCAUAGUCACUGGUGCCCACAAGACAAAGGGAAGAAGAGUACAAGGAGGAAGAGUGGUUGAGUCCAGAUACCUGGAUUAUGAGAAGAAAACGAAGAAGCAGGUGGUCCCUGGAUCUGGCUAGAGUCUUGAGUGUCUACUGUCAUGGUCACAUUAGCCUGCUGCUUUCUCCUGUGACUGAAUGGCUCUCAGAAGGGCUGAUCCAGGGUGGAGUUCUCUCACAGGUUGAGGAUUCUUGGAGGAUCUCAUCUCAUGUCCUGAGUAAAGCCACUUCCGGUUGAGCAGCCGGUUCCCUGAGUGGGUCAGGUUUCUGUACCAGCUGCUGGGAAGCCACCUGAGGGAAGGAAGACCAGCGCAUUGCCAAGGAGCAAAGAGGACAGCCGGGUGAUGGGAAGAGGAAACCUGCAGUCCACCAUGCUGGAAGGGCAUGGCACAGCUCCACUCGACCUAGACCUUUCAGCCAUCAAUGACAAAAGCAUGUUCAGAGAGCCUCCCCAGCUAGACAGGACAGCGUCAGAGAAAUCCGAGUCGACGUCCUUCACCACCCCUCAGAGAAAGAGAACCCUUCACAAGAAGAGACGGGAUCUGCAGCAGACCAUGGACAUGAUGGAGUCACAGACACUGCUGCUGACCCUGCUGUCUGUGAAGAUGGAAGAGAACCUGACUCUGCUGGAGGAGAAGGCUGAGAAGGAUUUGGCAGCCAUGUGCCGUGAGAAGGAGAGGCUACAGGGGCGGGUUCUGGAGCUGCGGCGCCAGCUGCUGCUCCGGCAGAAACACCAGGAGCUGGCUACUAUCCUGGAUGCCCAGAUGGAGGUGCUGGGCCCUUUCCAGGCUGUAUCAGAGAGCUUCAAGGAGCAAUACAAGACACUGGCCACAGCCUUGGACACCACUCGACAUGAGCUGCCCGUGCAGGCCAUCUACAUGCAGGGAAGUGGACAGGAGCUCCUAGAUGAUCUGCAGCCAGCCCUGAGGACCACCCUGCAGCUCCUGGGCGAGCUGGGCAUCUGCUCCCGGGACUCCACUGCACAGGUGCCGGAGGAUGCCAGUGCACAAGUGCUGUGCCUGCUGGAGGAGCUCAGGGACUUGACCGCCAAGAAGGACCUGGAGCUCCACAGGAUCAUCUGCCAGGUGCUGGAACUUUCCUCCCAGGCCAGUAAAGAAGCAGCAUUGAUAAACCAGGAAGUCUGGGAAGAGGCCCAGGGCACCUCCACCUGCAGCCAGUGGUACUUCAAUCCAGAUGCCCUCAGGGACCACAGUCCCUGCCCUGGACAGGACUAAUCACAGUGCAGGCCUGACCCUUGAAUGGCUCCAGGCAGCCUGUCCUGCCACUUUGUGAGCGUUUCCCCAGCUGCCUGUUCAGCCGCUCAUACUCCCUCCUCGGCUUUUCCUCAUAUACCAAAGGAAGUUCUGGUGAUGCAGUUUUUGAAAACAAUUUGCACUUUCAUUUUCUACACUUUCCAUUUGGGACAUCACCAGCACUUCUGGGUUUUGUUUUGGGAUUUUGAGACAGGGUCUCUCUGCAGAGCCCUAGUUGUCCUGGAACUGAGUGACUACCAGGUCCCCAGCCCCUGUUCUUGCUAUUUAAUCCCAGCACUCAGAGUCCAGGGCCAGCCUGAUCUACAGAGUGAGUUCCAGGUCAGCCAGAGCUACACGGAGAAACCCUGCCUGGAGAAAAAUAAAUUCUGAUGGAUGUGUGUUCA